Tupaia belangeri chinensis (Chinese tree shrew) is the source of this 558-nucleotide messenger RNA. RefSeq names its product synaptonemal complex central element protein 2 (gene SYCE2). The transcript is spliced from 5 exons. The coding region runs from base 127 to 558 and encodes 143 amino acids. Gene Ontology annotation, biological process: synaptonemal complex assembly. The record is from RefSeq and is a predicted model, not a curated record. NCBI's taxonomy places the organism in Eukaryota, Metazoa, Chordata, Mammalia, Scandentia, Tupaiidae. Gene Ontology annotation, cellular component: central element.
CCGCGAUUCUAGGAUUACCCCAGGGAACCGUACCGGCCACUUACCUCUGGCCAUCGGGGACUGUCCCUCGUCUCUGUCCUUCCUGGCUUCGAUUUCCUGACUGACCGACCAAGGCCUGACUGACGGAUGGGCGGUGUGACUGAGGUGGACCUGCCCCACGCAGAGUGCAAGGACCCAGAGCCACAGCUACAGGCGGAGAGCAAGGAGCAUCUGCAGGGCGAGGAGAACUGCGAGGAGGAAGGUGAUCGAGGGCCAACUCGAAGUCAGGUUUCCAGCCCCAGCGUCGCCACCUCCAGCGCUGGUCGCCAGCUGCCGAUGCUGGAAGGGAAGCCGGGACCCUGCUUCUCCUCUCUGGAGUCCAGCAUCGAGGUCCUGAAGAAGAGAGCCCAGGAGCUGAUCGAAAACAUCAACGAGAGCAGGCAGAAGGACCACGCGCUCAUGACCAACUUCAGGGACAGCCUCAAGAUCAAGGUCUCGGACCUGACGGAGAAGCUGGAGGAGAGGAUGUACCAGAUCUACGACCACCACCACAAGGACCUCCACGAGUCUCGGACCUGA